AUGCUCGCCUAUUACUCACCUAACAUUCUUCAACAGUAUGUUCCUUUGAUCGGACCCAUGGCUGCUUAUGUUGGUACUCACUAUCACUGGAUUACUGUAUACACAAAUGUCUUCGCAUUAGUUGCCCAUAUUGGAGAAAGUCUCUAUGCUUUGUAUUUGUGCAUGAAGCUGAAGUUCAGUAUGUCAUGUUCAGCAAGCUGGUUCGUGCAGACGUUCCUCCUAGGAUUUCCAUCGCUUAACAUACUUAGUAAUUUUGCAUCGAAAACGAAAAGAAAACGUUGA
Molecule: messenger RNA, 282 nt
Organism: Cooperia oncophora
Lineage: Eukaryota; Metazoa; Nematoda; Chromadorea; Rhabditida; Trichostrongylidae
Source: the annotation of a GenBank genome assembly